AUGUUGCCAACAAUCACAGUAAAAAGCAAAUAUGUUAAGAAAAAGACGACAAAAGUCUUUGUUGGUCCUAGACAAAUGAGGAAUCGGGUGAAUGCAAGAUUACAGGAAUAUUAUGCAGAAGUUGAAAAGGAAGAUAUGUCAAACUUAGUAGAUAUGCCAUGUAAAGAGAAGAUAAGAAAUGUUGAUGACAUUCCUGAAACCUGUAAUGAACAUCUGGGCUGCUCACAGAGACAAGUCACACACCAAAGUUCUCCAAAUGAGUCAGUGGGGGAAGGGGAACCAGUCAGAGACUACGACAGUGAACAACACAAUGAAGUGAAUCAACUAGACAGUGAACCAGAUAGUGAUUACUGUGUCAUUAUUCAGGAUACAACGCUGCAAUAUUUUCUAAUUGAGAACUUCGUUGGUAUAGCUGGCGCGCCAUAUGUUAUUGGUAAAAGGUAUCUCAAGGUUGAAUCUAUGUUUGAGUAUCCUCUGUCGUCAACAAUUCUGUUUGAAGCUGUUGUGUCUUGUUUAUCUGAAUUGGAAUUAUACCCAUUUGAUGUUAUCCGUAUGAAAGCUGCCCUCGGGCAUAUCGGUUUUGGCAACCAAUGCGAGUAA
Daphnia magna is the source of this 600-nucleotide messenger RNA. RefSeq lists its product as uncharacterized. The transcript is spliced from 6 exons. Lineage: Eukaryota; Metazoa; Arthropoda; Branchiopoda; Diplostraca; Daphniidae. Bases 1 to 600 code for a protein of 199 amino acids. The record is from RefSeq and is a predicted model, not a curated record.